Pieris macdunnoughi is the source of this 2742-nucleotide messenger RNA. The record is from the annotation of a GenBank genome assembly. NCBI's taxonomy places the organism in Eukaryota, Metazoa, Arthropoda, Insecta, Lepidoptera, Pieridae.
AUGAUUUUAGAAUAUUUAAAAACGACUCAUAUUGAUGAUUGUGUUGAUAUUUUAUCCAAAGAAGACGAUCUUGCUUACUACAGCAUAAAAGUAGAUUUCAUAAAACUUUUUGAAUCCUAUCCUGACGUUGGUGAUAAAGUAUUGUGUAGUCCUGUCGAGUCUCUACCUGCCUGUAAUAGAGAUGUUAUUCUAGCACAGAGGCAUAUCUUGGAUAUGCCAGAAUAUAAACAUUUGAUCCAUAAGCUUGAUCAUUGUUGCCUAAAAAAGAAUGUUCACGCAAGAUUCUUUGGAUUGCCAGUUUGUCCAGAAUUGCAUAGAACAGUAUUUCCUAAGAAUGUUGAUUUGGGAUGUUUUUUGAAAGUAAAUGGAACAGUUGUAAGGGUAACUCAAGCAAAGAUGUUGGAAUAUCAAAGAAAGUAUGUUUGUGUUAAAUGUAAAUAUGAAAAUAUAAUUGAGGCUGACUUUGAAAACAGAUAUAUAUUAAAAGCACCAACAAAGUGUGGCAAUACAGAAACUAGGUGUAAAUGUUCCACAUUCACACAGGUCAAUUUAGUUUCUAGGGAAUAUUGUAAAGAUUAUCAAGAAAUUAAAAUACAGGAACAAGUAAAUAAACUAAGUAUUGGCUCAAUUCCUGGUUCCAUGUGGGUGGUGCUUGAAGAUGAUUUAGUUGAUUGUUGCAAACCUGGUGAUGAUGUUAUUAUAUGCGGUAUAGUUCGCCGCAGAUGGCGUCCCUCGUCACAGACAAAGCGGUCUGAGGUUGAACUAGUGUUACAUGCGAAUUACAUUGACGUCAUUAACGCCCUUCGCUCGGAAGUGGUAGCAUCAGCACCUGAUGUUAAGGACUGCUUUGACGAGUUUUGGUCUAAAUAUGAGAAAUGCCCUCUGAAAGGCCGAGAUCGGAUACUUGAAUCUGUUUGUCCUCAGGUGUAUGGACUGCAUCUUGUUAAAUUGGCAGUAUUGUUAACAGUGAUUACUGGUUCAAAUCAUGCCAUUGAUCAUGAAAGGAAAAAUGUAGACGAAAACCACACAACACGCGUGAGGGGACAGUGUCAUUUACUUCUUGUUGGCGAUCCAGGUACGGGAAAAUCUCAAUUACUCCGCGCAGGCGCAGAUCUAACUGCUCGUUCGGUUUUCACUUCAGGCGCUGGUAGCACUCGAGCGGGACUCACUUGUGCUGCACUGAGGGAGGAAGGCGAAUGGCAGCUAGAAGCGGGUGCGUUAGUACUGUCGGACGGUGGCGUGUGUUGUAUCGACGAGAUAUCUCACUUACGAGACCAUGACAGGACUGCUAUACACGAAGCAAUGGAGCAACAGACUAUUUCCGUAGCCAAGGCAGGAAUAGUGUGCAAGUUAAACACCCGUUGUGCGGUGAUAGCUGCCUGCAAUCCCAAAGGACAUUAUCAGACUGACCAGCCUCUCAGCGUCAAUGUAUCCCUUGGAACACCCUUGCUAAGUAGGUUUGACUUGAUUUUUAUUUUACUGGAUUCGAAAAAUAAACAUUGGGACAAAUUAGUAUCGUCGUACAUACUGUUUGGAGGCAAUGCUGAUAGUAAGAAAAGGUGGAGCAUUGAGAAAUUGCAGAUGUACAUCAGUCUUAUUGGACCAAGGCAAAUGGAAAUGACAAAAUCAGCGAAUAUAAUAAUUCAGCAUUAUUACAUGAGUCAAAGGAAAUCAGCCUCCAGGGAUCCUUCUAGAACAACAGUUAGGAUGCUUGAUAGCCUUGUUAGAUUAUCACAAGCACAUUGCCGACUCAUGUAUAGAACCACCAUUUUACCAGUUGACGCAAUAGUGGCUGUUUCAUUAGUAGAUCUUUCAAUGCAGGAUUGCACACUUUCCGACACAGCCACUGCUCUCCAUUCCACAUUCCAAAAAUAUCCAGACUAUGAAUAUUUACACAUGGCCAAAAAGCUUCUUGCACAACUAAAUUUAGAUGAAAUCUGGAGAGAAGAACUACUGUACUAUGCAAAACUAUUAAGAGUAGACCAUAAGACAUUAGAAAAUGAAAUUAAUAGUGAAAAUCCUUCUAUAUUUGCUCAAGUUGAUGACGUUGAAGAUAGCAAUAUACAACUUUCAGCAACUUUAGUCACAAGUUCAUACUUUAAUAACAAUGAAAAGAAAAUCGAGAAAGAUGGCAUUAAUAGUAAACUAGCAGCUACUCUGGUCAAACAUGCAGCACUUAAUAAAAAAAUAAAAAUACCUUCAGUUCAUAAAAGAACUAAACGAAAGAGAAAAGAAAUUGUUAUAGAUACAAAUGCACAACUCAAAGAAACUAAGACGAAAAAGAAAAAAGCUAAACUAAACAGUGAUGUUGAAAGUGAUGAAGAUUUUGAUAUAAGCAAAGCAUUAAAUGCAGUUCCAAGUGUAAAUGAUGUUUUUAAUGAUUUGGGUAUUGAUUUCAAUGUAAAUCAUGAUUUAGAUGUACUUGAUGUUGAAAAUAAUAAACCAUGUGAGUUAUUCAAUUCUAAUCAACAGAAAUCUAACAAGAGAGAUGUAGGUAAUGUAAAAACUUCUACAAACAAUGAAUUGGACAGUAAGGAUAAUACUGUAAAUAAGUUAAAACAGUUUCAAUUUAAAAGUAAAAAUGAUAUAAAUAAGUACUAUGGUGACAGUGUAAAACAAGAACCUUAUACAAAUACUGUCCUAGAAAAAAGUUUCAGUAAUACAUUAGAAGAAAAGAAACCUGAUAAAAAUUCUCAAAUAUCAAUGUUUGAAACUGACUGUGAUAUUGAUUUGGAUAUUUAG